Spirodela intermedia is the source of this 1335-nucleotide messenger RNA. NCBI's taxonomy places the organism in Eukaryota, Viridiplantae, Streptophyta, Magnoliopsida, Alismatales, Araceae. The record is from the annotation of a GenBank genome assembly.
AUGCCUCCUCCUCCGUGUUGCUACGGCGGCGCAGAGUCCGCUCCAUCUUCUUCAAAUCAGCACCGGCAGAAGCGGGAGCUUCCGGCGAUCCUAGAAUUGGCCCGCCCCUUCCUCCGGGGGGAGCUGGAGGCGGUGGACCCGGCCCUGCCUGGUCUCGUGGCGGUGCUACGUAGCGUCGGCGCCGGUGAGUGCUGGCACAAGCACGGCAGCUUCCUCGACCACCUCGUCGAAGUCUACCGCAUCCUCAAGAUCUGGUUGGCGCCGGACGUCGUAGCCCGCUGCGGCCUCUACCACUCCGCCUACUCCAACUCCUACGUCAACCUCGCGAUCUUCGAUCCGGCCACCUCCCGCGAUCACGUCCGCGAUCUGAUCGGCGGCCCUGCGGAGCGCUUAGUCCACCUCUUCUGCAUCGUCCCCCGACAGUCGCUGAUCCACGACGAUCUCCUCUUCCGGUACGCCGAUGCAGAGCUCAUGGAGCACUUGGAGCUCUCGGAGGCCUCCGUCGUGAACGCGAUGGAGAAGGGGAUCUUCGAUCCCGACGAGCCGUGGAGGAAGAAGGUACGAUCCAUCCUCCCACCCGAGGGGACGACGGUGAAGCACAUCAAGACGGGGGAGGACGUGCCGAUCUCGCGGCGGAUGGUGGCGGCGUUCCUGCUCAUGACGAUGGCGGACUUCAGCGACCAGUUGUUCGGAUUCCAGGACGCGCUCUUCGACAACGCCGACGGCCGACUGGCGUUCUCCGGGAACAACUACACGGCGCUCUGGCCGGGGAACGGGAAGCCAGGGAUGUGGAUGAACUCGAUCUCCAGGAUGGGGGCUCUCUACUCCCUCAUCGUGAGGGAGGAGGAGAUCUACCUCGAGGAGCAGAAGAAGAAGAGGCCAUUAGAGGACCUCUUGCCGGAGAGGGACGAGGAGAUCGAAUUGGUUAUCCCACCGGUCUUCGAGAGCUGUACCAAGGUGCUGGAUGUGGAGGAUCAGUCCGCCGCGAGGGAUCUGUACUGGGCGGCGGUGUGCGGCGUCGCAAGGGACGAAGCGGAGGAGCCACCAUUGCCGCGGGCGGAGAGACUGCUCUUGGCCUGCGUGGAGAAGAACCCUUUCGUGGGGGAGCCGCGCCUGGUGCUCGCACAGGUUUACCUGGGACAGGAGAGGUUCCCGGAGGCGGAGGCGGCAGCGGCGGUAGGGCUGCGGCUGAUGCUGGAGUGGGGCAGCUGCUGGGACAAGCGUAUGUCCUGGGAAGGUUGGAUCGCAUGGGGAAGAGUCCUUCUCAUGAAGGCCCGGGAAAGAUCCUGGCCACGGUCCUCCUGGGGCAUCCUCAACCUCGGCCUCGUCAAGUGA